ACGACGCCGAGCCUCCGAGUUGGGUCUCUGCGCCAGGUGUGCUUUUCGGCAAAGUGACGUGGACGUCAACAGCAAUGGCGGAAGGAGAAGACGAGGUGCUGCCACUGUCAACGUCGGGCGGCGACAGCUGGGUAAAGGAUCUUGAAGAAGCUCUGGAAGCAGGAGGUUGUGAUCUUGAAACUUUGAGAAAUAUAAUUCAAGGGAGACCCCUGCCUGCUGACUUGAGAGUUAAAGUUUGGAAGAUUGCUUUGAAUGUUGCAGGAAAGGGUGAUAGCUUGGCAUCCUGGGAUGGUAUUUUAGACUUACCCGAGCAGGAUACAAUUCAUCAAGACUGCUUAGCGUUUAUUGACCACCUUUCGGUGCCAGAGGAGAAGGCGUCAGAAUUACUCCUGGAUAUCGAAUCUGUAAUUACUUUUUACUGUAAAUCACGCAGCGUUCAGUAUAGCACAUCCCUUAGCUGGAUACACCUGCUGAAGCCCCUGGUGCACCUGCAGCUGCCGCGCAGCGACCUGUACAACUGCUUCUACGCUAUCGUGAACAAGUACAUCCCCAGGGAUUGUUCCCUGAAAGGGAGACCAUUCCAUCUCUUCCGAUUACUCAUUCAAUACCAUGAGCCUGAACUUUGUUCUUUUCUUGAUACAAAGAAAAUUACUCCAGACUCCUAUGCACUCAACUGGCUUGGAAGCCUCUUUGCACAUUACUGUUCCAUUGAAGUCACUCAGGCAAUGUGGGAUGGAUAUCUACAACAAGCAGAUCCAUUCUUUAUUUAUUUCUUAAUGUUAAUUAUUCUUGUUAAUGCUAAAGAAGUUAUUUUAGCCCAAGAGUCUGACAGCAAAGAAGAAGUUAUCAAUUUUUUGGAAAAUACUCCAUCCAGUCUGAAUCUAGAGGAUACAGAAGACCUCUUCUCUCUGGCUCAGUAUUACUGCAGUAAAACUCCAGCUUCUUUUAGGAAGGAUAAUCAUCAUCUCUUCGGUAGCACUUUGCUGGGAAUUAAGGAUGAUGAUGCAGAUCUGAGUCAGGCUCUCUGUCUGGCUGUCUCCGUGUCCGAGAUCCUGCAAGCCAAUCAGCUGCAAGGGGAAGGUGUCCGGUUCUUUGUGGUAGAUUGCCGUCCUGCAGAACAGUAUAAUGCUGGCCAUUUGUCAACCGCUUUCCAUUUGGACUCGGAUCUGAUGCUCCAGAAUCCAUCCGAGUUUGCGCAGUCAGUGAAGUCCCUGCUGGAGGCGCAGAAGCAGUCCAUCGAGUCUGGCUCCAUAGCGGGUGGGGAGCACCUCUGCUUUAUGGGCAGUGGCAGGGAGGAGGAAGACAUGUAUAUGAACAUGGUCCUGGCACACUUCUUACAGAAAAACAAAGAAUAUGUGAGCAUUGCUAACGGAGGAUUUAUGGCACUUCAGCAACACUUGGCAGAUAUUAAUGUGGAUGGACCAGAAAAUGGAUAUGGCCAUUGGAUUGCUAGUACCUCAGGCUCAAGGAGCAGUAUCAAUUCUGUUGAUGGCGAAUCUCCUAAUGGCUCCAAUGACAGAGGAAUGAAGUCACUAGUAAAUAAAAUGACUGUGGCUUUAAAGACAAAAUCUGUUAAUGUCAGGGAAAAAGUAAUCAGUUUUAUCGAGAAUACAUCAACUCCUGUAGACCGAAUGUCUUUCAAUCUUCCUUGGCCAGACAGAUCAUGUACAGAGCGACACGUAAGCAGCAGUGACCGAGUAGGCAAGCCUUACCGCGGCGUGAAGCCCGUCUUCAGCAUUGGGGAUGAAGAAGAGUACGACACAGAUGAAAUUGACAGUUCUUCAAUGUCAGAUGAUGAUAGAAAAGAAGUUGUAAACAUUCAGACUUGGAUAAACAAGCCAGACAUCAAGCAUCAUUUUCCUUGUAAAGAAGUGAAAGAGAGCGGACACAUGUUUCCUAGUCAUCUGUUGGUUACUGCAACGCAUAUGUACUGCUUAAGGGAGAUCCUUUCACGAAAAGGAUUGGCUUAUAUCCAGUCUCGACAAGCGCUAAAUUCUGUAGUUAAAAUCACGUCAAAAAAAAAGCAUCCUGAGCUAAUUACCUUCAAGUAUGGAAACAGCAGUGCUUCGGGAAUAGAAAUCUUGGCUAUCGAAAGGUAUUUGAUUCCGAAUGCAGGGGAUGCUACCAGAGCCAUAAAACAACAGAUCAUGAAAGUUUUAGAUGCUUUGGAAAGUUAAUAUGAAAGAAGAUUAUUUAAAUGAAAUCAAGAGAAACAUAAACAUCUAUUUCCUGACUGAGUACUAACCAGAGACCUUUCAUCUGCUCAUGUGGGUGCUUGAAUGGAAGGUCUAAGUGCAAAUUAUUGUGUUCAAUCUUGGGAUGGUAAACUUUUUAAAAAACAAUUUCUUUUGCAAUUUUGAUUUUAUAAAUGAUUUACUAUAAAAGCCAGUUGUUAAAUGACUUGAAGUAACUGGCCUUGUGCCCUUACAGACCAAGGGCACAGAAUGCAGUUCUGUUUUGAAGAGCUGUUUUAAGGAACAUGCAUCACAUUCAGGUUUUAAAACAACUAUACACAUACAUAUUUGCAAUGUCUUCACUGAAAAUUAGAGAUAGAAUUAGUUGAGGAGACUUCCUUAUUUACUAACUUUUAGUUUUAACCAGUGAGCAAUAUCAGAAACUAAAAAUAUAGGAUAAUAAUUAGGUCAGUUUCUGUUCUUAAAAAAAAAAAAAAGAAAUCUUUUUAAUGAAAUGGAUGAAGAUCCCAGCCAACUCAAAAUAUA
This is a messenger RNA of Jaculus jaculus (lesser Egyptian jerboa), 2720 nucleotides long. It is a transcript of the gene Tbc1d23, whose product is annotated as TBC1 domain family member 23. Gene Ontology annotation, cellular component: trans-Golgi network. Gene Ontology annotation, biological process: embryonic brain development; retrograde transport, endosome to Golgi. NCBI's taxonomy places the organism in Eukaryota, Metazoa, Chordata, Mammalia, Rodentia, Dipodidae. The transcript has 19 exons. The record is from RefSeq and is a predicted model, not a curated record. The coding region runs from base 75 to 2177 and encodes 700 amino acids.